This is a messenger RNA of Eucalyptus grandis, 1332 nucleotides long. Its product is annotated as transcription factor RAX2. Lineage: Eukaryota; Viridiplantae; Streptophyta; Magnoliopsida; Myrtales; Myrtaceae. The transcript is spliced from 3 exons. Bases 52 to 936 code for a protein of 294 amino acids. The record is from RefSeq and is a predicted model, not a curated record.
CUCUCUCUCUCUCUCUCCCCCCCCCCCUCUCUCUCCCUCUGUUGAGUAGCCAUGGGAAGAGCACCAUGCUGUGACAAAGCUAACGUGAAGAGAGGACCGUGGUCGCCUGAAGAAGAUGCAACUCUCAAGAGCUAUCUGGAAGCUCAUGGCACUGGUGGAAAUUGGAUUGCUUUGCCCAAGAAAGCAGGCCUUAGACGGUGUGGGAAGAGUUGCCGCUUACGGUGGCUCAAUUAUCUGAGACCAGAUAUCAAGCAUGGUGGUUUCACUGAAGAUGAAGAUAAUAUCAUAUGCAAUCUCUACAACGAAAUAGGAAGCAGGUGGUCUGUCAUAGCAUCUCAAUUGCCCGGAAGAACGGACAACGACGUCAAGAACUACUGGAACACCAAGUUGAAGAAGAAACGGCUCGCUGGAAAAGUUAAUGGGGCUAAUAACAGCAGCUACAACACAAUGUCCACUUCCAACGCCCCUGCGCUCCUCGGGUUCGCAAGCAACCAUCCUUCUGGCUCGCCAAAUCUGGACAUGUACCACCGUGGAUUUUCAGUUUCGGGGAUCAACACUUUCACAGCUGCCGAAUGCCAGGUUAUAUAUGACAGAGCAACUACUGCUAAUGUUCCCAAUUCGGCUUAUUAUCCUUACACAGGCUUCGAUCACAUAAAGUCUAAUGAAAUCGAGGUGAGUUCAAAGGUAUCGACUUCAAGCAUUUCUAAUUCAUCCAGCAUCUCGAGUUCGUCAUCGUCUUUGGCAAUGGACGGAAAGCCUUCGCUGCUCACUUGCAACAAAGGAACCCUCGAUGAGGCCGCUGCAAUGAUGGAUUUCGGGUUCGGAUUCCCGUUUGACGCUGUCAACAAUGGCAUCUGGUUUCAGGAGAGAGCUCAGGAUAACUCUCUCAACUGCGGCAGCUAUAUUUCGAGUUCUGAUUUAAACUAUAUAUGCUGAAACAAGGCCAUAUCGCAGUACUGCAGUAUAGCUCAACAUUAAAGUGAGUGACGGAAACAUUGGCGGACUUAAUGGGCACAGAAACACACGAAGCUUCUAGGAAUUUUCUUUCUGCAUGUUCCAGACUAAUUAAUUUACACCUCUAACUGCUAUAUGAACAUAUGCUUGUCUUGAAGUCGAACUACGUUAUGUACAAAUUGAUUAUAGGUAGAGAUGGGCUCGGGCUUGCUCCUGUGAAUUCGAUAGAGAGAGAAAGGGUGUGUCAGCAUAGAGGACUUGUGAUAGAUUCAAUUGUAUUAUGAGCGUUGAUCAGAGAUCAUCUCACGAAUGUCAAGUCGCCAUAGCAUGGUUUUGUAUAUGCAUAUCUCUUAGUAAUGAAAUUCGAGCCUCGACGUA